AUGUUUUUGAAAUAUCUUUCUUUCUUUCUUUUCUUCUUUCUUUCUUUUUUCUUCCUUUCUUUUCAUUGUCUUUCUUUCUUUAUUUCUGUCAUUCAUUUUCUUUCUUCAUUUCCAUUUUCUUUCUUUCAUUCCUUCUUUCUUUCUUUAUUUCUCUCGUUCUUUCCAUUGUCUGUCUUUCUUUAUUUCUGUCUUUCAUUUUCUUUAUUUCAUCUACUUUCUAUUUUCUUUUCUUUCUUUCUUUCUUUCAUUUUCUUUCUUUCUAUUUUCUUUCUUUCUUUCUUUAUUUCUGUCUUUCAUUUUCUUUCUUUCAUCUUUCUUCCUAUUUUCUUUCUUUCAUCUUUCUUUCUCUUUUCUUUCUUUCCAUUUUCUUUCUUUUUUUUUUCUUUCUUUCUCUCUUUCCAUUGUCUUUCUUUCUUUAUUUCUGUCUUUCAUUUUCUUUCUUUCAUCUUUCUUUCUAUUUUCUUUCUUUCUUUCAUCUUUCUUUCUAAUUUCUUUCUUCAUUUCCUUUUUCUGUCAUUCCUUCUUUCUUUCUUUCUUUAUUUCUGUCUUUCUUUAUUUCUGUCUUUCAUUUUCUUUCUUUCAUCUUUCUUUCUAUUUUCUUUCUUCCUUACAUCUUUCUUUCUCUUUUUUCAUUUCCAUCUUCUUUCAUUCCUUCUUUCUUUCUUUCUUUCUUUCUUUCUUUUUUCUUUCUUCUUAUUAUAUAUGCUUUCUUUUUCUCAUUUUCUUUCUUUCCGUUUUCUUUCUGUGUCUUUUUCUAUCCAUUGUCUUUCUUCAUUUAUUUUUCAUUUUUUUCUUUCAUCUUCCUUUCUAUUUUUCUUUCUUCCUUUCCAUUUUCUUCUUUUCCAUUUUCUUUCUUUCUUCUCAUUAUUUUGUCUAUCUAUCUAUCUAUCUAUCUAUCUAUCUAUCUAUCUAUUAGCCUGUUUAUUAUCUAUCUAUCAUAUCUAUCUAUCUAUCUAUCUCAGCCUGUUUAUCUAUCAUAUCUAUCUAUCAACCUGUUCGUUAUCUAUCUAUCUAUCUAUCAGCCUGUUCAUUAUCUAUCUAUCUAUCUAUCAGCCUGUUCAUUAUCUAUCUAUCUAUCUAUCUAUCUAUCAGUCUGUUCGUUAUCUAUCUAUCAGCCUCCUGUUCAUUAUUAAUCUAUCUAUCUAUCCAUCGUUAUCUAUCAACCUGUUCGUUAUCUAUCAUCUAUCUAUCUAUCUAUCUAUCUAUCUAUCUAUCUAUCAACCUGUUCGUUAUCUAUCAUUUUAUUUAUCUAUCUAUCUAUCUAUCUAUCUAUCUAAUAUCUAUCUAUCUAUCUAUCUAUCAUACCAGGGAUAG
Molecule: messenger RNA, 1314 nt
Organism: Acanthosepion pharaonis
Lineage: Eukaryota; Metazoa; Mollusca; Cephalopoda; Sepiida; Sepiidae
Source: the annotation of a GenBank genome assembly